AUGUCUGUUCCCUCUGCUCGCUAUACGCACGAGAACAAGCAAGAGCCUCAGACAUUCGUGAUGCAGUAUCAAGAGAAGAUGCUCUUUUUAUUCACUGUAAUCACGUUAAUUGGGCAGGCCGUAGCCCAGGACACGAGCAGCUUUGAUCCCGACUCGAUUAAUCUGACCACCAAGGAUCAGUGGUGUCAAGCACAGACCGCCAAUUGCCCGACACUUUGUGGUGGACUUUCCCAGACCAAAUACAAUUCGUGCACUGGUUCGUCACUUAGUUAUACAUGCACCUGCUCCAAUGGUACUGGCCCUUCGAACAUAGCACAAUACUUAGGCACCUUGCCCAACUUCAUUUGCGAGGCCGCUUUCUCACAAUGCCACACGGCCAACCCUGAAUCAGAUACUUGCAAGGCAUGUGGCACACUCGCGCUCUCCAAUGUCCCGGCUGCAGCAGCCACGAGCUCAGGAUCCAGCAACAGCUCUACACCUGCAUCCCCGGGUCUUCCCACCUUGGCCAAAGUGGGCAUUGGUGUAGGCGUACCCGUCGGCGUGACCGUCUUCGCUAGCAUGAUUGUUCUGGCAUAUCGAUUUGGACAGCGCAAGCAGCGCACAGAUCCAAAACGUGAAUCAAAUCCUACUGCCAUGGACGAAGUAACGACAGUAAUGCGUGAUGAUAACGAUACUUGGGUCGGAUAUGUGCCCGAAAUCCAUGGAGCAGAGAUUCCGCUAUACUUAAGUGAAAUAGAAGGAUCGCAGGCCUUGCGUGAACUGGAAGGGUCAUUGGGGCAAAGGAGACAAGAACUUCCUUAG
Letharia lupina is the source of this 801-nucleotide messenger RNA. RefSeq lists its product as uncharacterized. The coding region runs from base 1 to 801 and encodes 266 amino acids. The transcript is spliced from 5 exons. The record is from RefSeq and is a predicted model, not a curated record. Lineage: Eukaryota; Fungi; Ascomycota; Lecanoromycetes; Lecanorales; Parmeliaceae.